CGCGAGUCGCGGUAGUCCGCGAGAGUGUGGAGUCCUGUUGCCAAAACAGGCGGGCGUGGGUCGCGCGCGUCUCUCCUGCGCCGAACGGUGCACCGCCGGUGGGCUUUGACAUCGCCACCGGCGCACGAGGUGUUGUCGCGGUGCCGUAGGUGGGAAUCCAGUACGUCGGCGUCUACCGCGGCGUGCGGACCUCGAGGAUGUGUCGCGGCGCGUUCCAGCGUGCGCGCAAAAAAACGAGCGACUGAGCCAGGGAACGCGUCGGGGCGAGAAGCCGCGUUUACUCCAGGGAGUCCGCGGGGGUCGUUGCUCGGAGCCGCCGUCCGCCCCCGAUUGAUCCGCUCCUCUUUCUCUUUCUCUCCCUCUCUCUCUCUUUCUCUCUCUCUCUCUCUCUCUCUCUGUCUCUCUCGCGAUGGUGAUUAGUGACGGCCGCGCGACGCCAAAGUGAUCCCUCGCGUGCGUACUCCCGUCGAGCGAUCGGACGACUCGAUCCCCUCCGCGGGGAAGGUGGUGCAAGAGUGAAUCCUCGACGGCGGAAUCCGACGCUCCGUCCCGACACGCGAGACUAUCGGUCCACGAGGGCGCGUCUCGGAGGGAAGAAAAACAGAUAGCGCGUAAACUUGUCUAUCCGGUCGACACGCUCGCGGUGCGCGCGCCUGAUGACGGUACGGCCGGAACGGGAAGGCACGAGCUACGGCAGGAAUAACGCCUCGCCCCCGUUCCCCGUCUCCACGUCUCCGCGUUAUUAACUCGAACUGGAACCGGUCGGGUAGUCUUCCUGGGAGGGUACGAGUCGCGCGAUGUUUUGCUUCCAAAGCCCGUUCGCGCGGUCGUCGCGCGGCGUCGUGUCCGCCGCGUCGCUGUCGACGGGCAAGAGCAAGUCCUCGCUGAGCGGCGCGAUCCUGUCGCCCACCGGCAGGACGUCCGGCGCGAGCGAGCGCAACCGACGCGGCUCCGAGGCGACCAGCGAGGGCUCCAACUCCUCCAUCAGGUACAUCGACCAGGAGGCCUCGAUGUCCGGCAGCAGCAGCACGGACACUCUGCCGGGUAUCCGCGCCGAUUACCUCGAUCCCGAGCCCCUGUCGCCCGCGGCGGACGCCCUGACCUCGCCGAGCGGCAUCACGGUCGUUUUGAACGGCACCGACGAGCGACGGGACGAGAGUCAAAGGGCCUUGCCGUCGCCGAGCAAGAAGUCGAGCAACAACGGCAGCAGUUGGCGCCGCAAGCUCAUGCUGCGUCUUCGCUCCAGCGAUUCCCCGAGCCUGACGAACGGCGAGACGCGCUCCUCCUCGACGUCUCCCUCGCCCGCGAGCGAGUCGACCGCGGGCUCCUCGUCCUCGUCGAGGAACCCUCGCGCGGACGAGGACCGGCGAGGCGGCAACGCCACGGCGACGACCGUCUCGACGCCGUCGGUGCAAAUCGAUGUGUCUGGAAGCCCGACGAGGGUGACCGCCGCCGCCGCCGCCUCCGUUGGCGACAUACCGUCUCUCGAGAACGGCUUCAGCGAGCCCGAGGAGGAAAACGACGACGAGGAGGACGAGGAGGAGGAGGAGGAGGGGGAGGAAGAGGAGGAAGAGGAGGAGGAGGAGGCUUGUCCGGAGACCGAGACGGAGGAGGGCUCGUCCUUGCCGUCCAGCCCCGCGGCCGCGUCCACCGUCGGCCUGACUUCCUCCACGGCGCCCUAUUACGACUUCCUGUCGGUCAACGGUGGCGCGAUGCGGCAGGAGACCACCAGCACCAGCUCGCCGCAGCUGUCGUCCGGCGCGAGUUUGCGUUCCAGCGUGGAGUCGCCGCCCGCCGACACCUGCAGCUCCUACGGCGAGGACAGCAGCCCGGGCAUGGACUCGCUCAAGCCCGAGGGUCUCGACGCGACCACCGGGUGUCUGCCGGCCGCGAGAUCCUGCCCGAAUCUGGAGCGGCAGAGCGCCGGUUGCUCGUCGACCAGCGGCUCGUCGAGCCCGAGCCCGAGCCCCGGUCCGGCCGGGCCCCGCUUUAAACCCCUCCAGGAGGGUGACAUACAAGUGUGCUAUCUCAAUCACACCCGGACCCUCGUCAAAAAGAUCCUGUCCAGCAAGUUCCUCAGACGCUGGGAGACGCAUCAUCUCUAUCUCAACGACACCUGUAUGACCUCCAAGUCGCGUACGGGUUUUCUGCAGCAUCCUGUUGCGUACUGCAGCAUGUCCGAGGUCCGGAAGUACGUUGUCGCCAGGUGGGAUCCCGCGUACAAGAACUGCCUCAGCAUCGUCCUGCCGGGUGGUUCGCUUCUUCUGCAAGCGAGUAACGCUUACACGAGGGACCAGUGGUAUCACUCGAUAUUAUGGAAGAAAAGCAUCGUCAAGUACCAAUGGUUCGUGUCGACGAGCACACGGGAGGAGGUGAUAUUGCGCGAACUGCGCACCAUGGUGGACUUUGCCCUGUGGACGCCGCUCCAGGACGAGAGGGUGGCCGGUACGCCGCUGGAGGCGGUCGCCAAAUUGCUGGACGAGUCCAGCGCGGAGCUAGACUCGGACGGGAAAACCGAGGAGGAAGCCGUUCGCGAUCGCAGGAGCUGGGCGGAGGCCGUGCUCGGCGUGGUGGCACCUCUUCUGGAAAAAGCGGCGCCACCGACGGCGCUCGCGAGAGUACUCGCCAGACUGGCGCAACAGCAUCCGCGCUCGCAGCUGGUCCCGAUGCUCAGCCCGGCGAUCACGCGAUGCCUCAAGCACACCGUUGACUUUGGCAAGUCGCCGGACAUGAGAAAGCUGUUGCAGGUGUUCAUCGCCGCUUUGUAUGAGAACAACGACGGCGAGCAGGCGAUCAGGGAUUACAUCUCGUCGGUUCACGGGCCGGGUAGCGAUUGUCCGCAUCCCCGGGUACUCCCCAAUCUCGUGUCCAUCUGCGUCGCGGCCAUAUUCCACAGGUUCGAGGUGUCGAGUCGCGUAUCAUCGAACGAGGACAAACCGUCGUCGUUGCCGCCGUUGCAGUGUUACCUGCUCGUCUUGAAUAUCGCAUCGGAGUACACAGAUUGGCGUCCGGGCCUCGGGGCACUGCUGCAGCCCGUCCCGUUCCCUGAAGAGGCUUUGGCUGUGAAGGAGGUGCAGGAGUCCGUGCUGAUGGGCGUGAUGCAACGACUGGCGAAAGACCCGAGGUGCACGGUGCAUCGCGUCCUCCUGCCCGUCAGAGAACCGCGUCCAGGCUGGAUCCACAUCGCCGCGCCGUCCAGCCCGGCUUGUCCAGAUCGUGGAGAACUGUUCGGCGAGAUGCUCACGACCCUGCUGGCGUGCUGCUGUCGGCGGAAGAGGUUCAUCGCGUCCCUGCUGAAGCAGGCGGGCGACGAUUGCAUCCUGCUGGCGGUGCGGGGCUGCGACGCCGCGCAGGAGGCGCUCUGCCUGAUGCUCGAGUGGCGUUUACUGCCGAACGAGGAGGCGAGACUUCAGAUAGUCAACGCGCUCGAGUCCACGGAGUCCGGGAAGGAGCACUACGCCGCUCUCUGCCAGAGGCAGAAGAACCUGCAGGAGCUGCAACAAAAGGGUGGACCCCGGAAACUGACGCUACCGGUACGGGCGACCGACGCCGACGUCGCCCUUUUGCUGGGCGGUCGUGCCCUCGGUAAUCUCGAAUGCCUCAGCCUCGCCUUCACUUCCGUCACGUCCGCGUGUGCGGAACAGCUGAUAAAGCUACCGGCGCUGAGAUACCUGAAUCUGUGGGCUACGCAAUUUGGCGACACCGGCCUACAGAUGAUCAGCGAGCACCUACAGAAGCUGCAAGUGCUAAACCUCUGCGAGACGCCCGUGUCCGACAAAGGCAUCUCCACGUUGGCCUCAUUAACCAGCCUAAGGAAAUUGAAUCUGAAUAGCACGAAGCUGUCGGCUCAGACAUUCGAGUCGCUGAAGAAGCGACUGCCGGCCCUGCAGGAAUUCGACGUUCGAUACACGGAGGCCUGGUGACCCGAGGUCACGUCCAGCACCUCGCCCAACGGCAUUCUUCGUGACGCGAUAACGAAGAAGCAACGCUGAGGUGUUUGGUCGUUCGGAGGGAAAUUCAAGAGACUUGACGGAGUGACGUUCGUAUUCUUGAUGUCCAACCAAUCCGAUCGAAUUAUCGAGCAUUGGGCGCGAUGCGUUCGUUCGUUUUCUUUCGAUCCGGCUAAGCGUACAGACUACGGCAAACGGAAUGUUCCGACGCUCGCGACUCACUUUUGAGCCUUCUCGUUUGCACCGAACAUUCGCCUUCGAAAGCGCUCGCGCAUAUUUUGUGCUCGCUGCUAAAUCUAACCGAAUGUUACGCGAAUAGAAAUGGCAGUUCGGCUGUUCGUUCGCUUAGUCUGUGCGCACCCUAAUACGCGAUCAGCAUAACGACCGCGGAAAAUUAUGUCAGUGAGACUUUCCCAGCGAGGGAGGGAAACAAAGUCUUCUGCUAAGUACCGUGCGGGAUAAGCGAAGAGCCUUUUAUCGUAUUUUUACGUAUCUCCGACGUAUCUCGCUUCUUCCGGUUUAAUCGCGCGACGGCUUGUUCUUUCCAGAGGGCGAUAAAUAUGCGCGAUAGGAUUGACGGUAUCACGUAUUUAGUAGACAACGCAGAUAUCAAUAUAUUCGUGUUGUUCACUAAAUGUAUCUUCCAUUUUAAACUGAUAUUAUUUACGCGAGACGUUAGAUUCUUACGAGAACUCGUGCCAGGCGGCUCGACUCCCACGACGCGUGUUAAUUUAGAAACGUCCCUUCCGCGUCGUCGUCGAGUGGAGAGCGCACUUUUCAGGAACAUUCCAGCGUCGCGAACUCGGACGUCAGUUUUCAGGAAAGACGCGCAUUCGUUUGAAUAAAUAAAUUAUAUUGGCGACGAGCCGCCUCUGUCGGGCAUUUGCAUAGAAUUCGUUUGCGAGAUACCGCGUCGCGGCACGUGCAACGAUUGCGUCGAAGAGCGAUCGCCAGAGCCAAGGAACGCUAGACGUCCCAUAAGUUGGCGGGACAAAGAAAAAAUCUGUUCCUUUGUAAGUUUGAAAAAAAGGUGCAACAUAAUUUUUUUUAAACUUACGGAGCAACAAAUAAAAAUAUUACUUAGAAUUGAUUCCGCUCAUUUUGUUCCGCCAACUUGUAAGACGUAACGCUAGUCGUUUGCGACAAGUUGCCCACCUGGGGGCUGGCGAGGGGAACAUUUGCAUAGAACAUUUGUGGCAAUAACGCGCUUGCCUCGACGGUUCUGAUCGAAAACGACCGUUGAUCGCGUUUGACGAUCGUUUACAUUUUUACGCAACUCCGAAGGCUGGUUCCGAGCGUCAAAGUUUAACAAUAGCUUCAGUUCCUUCCUCCAUCUAUUUCGAGUUUCCGGGAAAAGGCGAGUUGUUUCCGCUCGUUUCUACGCCGUUAGAAGCGCGAUACAUCUUCCUCCUCUCCCUUGCAUCUUUUUUUUAUACACGCGCGCGUUCACUUUUGAAAGAUGCUAUUACUUUUUCGACGGAGAUUACAAGUAUCGACGUCCGAUUUUUGUUCGUUAAGCACGCGAGCGUUUAGUUUAUCAUUCGCGCCGACGAGGUUGACAGUUGUUUCGAUCUGUCGCAUCGCGGGAAGACUCUCUGCUAACGGGAGGCUCCCUGCCAACAGGAGUAAAAGGAAAUCAAAUAGUUAUUUUCGACGGAUAAUUUCGCGCAACGAGAGUCUUUCUCUGCCUCUAAAUCUCGCGAUAUGCGGACAAGAGAGAUCGUCGGACGCUUGGACCGAAUCAUCGUCCAACGUUGAUUACAAGAGUCCUGGCCGAUGGGAUAAUCGGCGAGACCAGCGUGACGACGGUAACGAUCGUGACGAUCCUCCGGCGAUCGCCGAAACAAAGACUGUUCCCACUCGUGUGUCACUGCGUUGCUGGACCGCAGCCGCCAAUCGAUCCCUCUGCGCGAAGUGUCCUUGCCGUCGGGGGACACUACCGACGCUCACCCCUUUCCGUUCGAGGCGUGCCCAACUGCCUUAAUCAGCGAGUUCUGAGCGACCACUGCCACUGCCGCAUCGCGUUGACGAGCGCGAUCUUUAACUCUAGCGAAAAUGAAGGAGCGAAGCUUUGAAAAACGGUCCCGUGGUUCUGUCGGGAGUCCGUCGGGAGGCCCCCGGCGUUUCGCGUUCAGACGGAGCUUCGAACGAGCCGCGAACGACGCGGCUCGCGCACACGUGCAUUUCGUUCUCUAGUGUAAAUAGAUAGAUAGGUAGGUUAUUAAGGAUCGUCUCCCUCUCCCGUUUCUCCUUCGAUUAAUUAGAUAGAUUUUAAUUAUUUAUUCUCUACCUAGAAUCUUCUCGUAUUUAUAUAUAUAUAUACAUAAUAUAUAUAUAUAUAUAUAUAUAUAUAUAUAUAUAUAUAACGAUAAUAAUAUUACAUGUAUGUCACACGAUCCAACUCGUACUAGCGUGAACACGCGUUUAGGGGGAUAGUCGAUACCUCGAGUUUAGAGCGCCGGUAAGAAAGAGGAGAAAGAAAGGGAGAGAGGGGGAGAGAGAGAGAGAAAGAGAGCGAGAGAGGGUACCUCUCGAAGAGUGGCAGGAUUCGGCCGUCAUUCGGGAAUCGCGGCGAUGACGAUCGACGGUUUCGCAAAAGGAAAUAGUCUCGUCCCGAUUAUUGUAAAUGCCGCAAGGGAACAAGCAUUGUAAGAAGACUGUUUACGUCAAUUUCAAUAAGGAUCAUUAACUUAGGGAGCCACGAAUUAAUUACUCCAGUUAAUUCCUCAUCGUCACGCGCGUCUGCGUGCGAAACAAAUAAAAUUCGAAUUUAAUACCUCACAGCCACUUCCGUUCCGUCACGCCUUCCGUUGUCUCUCACGUCAGCGAGAUCGGGCACUUGGCUUUUCCGCGACUCGCCGUAAGCUAAAAGAGAGGUUUCUCUUUCAGUUUUGCCCUUCAAAAUCGUUUCGUCCUCGCAUGUAAUUCUAGCUGUUGUCGUUUUCGUCGGCGAGAAUCUGUAAAACAUACUCUGUUAAACGUGUUACGAGAAUGAUCGGAUGAUUCAGCGUUAAAUUAUUAAUAGUCGUAUCUUUCUUUGACAUUUUCGUACGAAUAAACUGUUUAAUCGAAGAACAUUGUUGCCUGCGUACUUGGUUUGCCGUUUACUCGGACAACACCGCGCCCUGACAGUCACUCCCAUUAACGUUUACCAAUUAUCUUUCCAGGGAUGAAGUAUGAAGAUCAUUAACGUUCGAUGAACAUACU
Vollenhovia emeryi is the source of this 7157-nucleotide messenger RNA. RefSeq names its product C-Maf-inducing protein-like. The record is from RefSeq and is a predicted model, not a curated record. NCBI's taxonomy places the organism in Eukaryota, Metazoa, Arthropoda, Insecta, Hymenoptera, Formicidae. Bases 798 to 3923 code for a protein of 1041 amino acids. The transcript is spliced from 9 exons.